Molecule: messenger RNA, 1638 nt
Organism: Rhodofomes roseus
Lineage: Eukaryota; Fungi; Basidiomycota; Agaricomycetes; Polyporales; Fomitopsidaceae
Exons: 8
Coding region: 94-1590 (498 amino acids)
Source: RefSeq, a predicted model, not a curated record
CCUUCGACAGUCCGACACGUAUAUAGGUCCAACGCCAUCUGUCGACCUUCAUUGACUACGCCCUCUCGAGUCUCGAGUAUACUUAAUGCUGUUAUGCCGUCGUCGGUAGAGGAUGAUGUGCCCGAUCCUUGGCGUCUGACUGUCAUUCGCACGGAAGGAUUGCUCUUCGUCCGUCCCGGAAGAUCGUGGCGGCCUGUUGUAUAUAUAGAGUCUGCAGAUGCGCCUCAGUCACACGAGACAGCCCUGGGACACAAAGGACAAAGUCUGAACGCAAAUAUUCCGCUCCUGCUGCACCAUGUUGACCUUCGGAGCAAACUUGACAUCAAGAUCGUGCACCAAUCGCUGAAACACAGGAAGAAACACCAUCUCAUUGCAUCUGCCUGUGUCUCGCUGGGCGACCUCGCGGACCAACAACAAGAUCAACCGGACUUCACGGCCGAAGUGCGCCUCUCGUGCACCAAUUUCCGAAGCCCGUCCAUCAAAUUCGUGAAUGGUCAACAGCAGCGCUAUGCCACGCUCGUCGUCGUACUACGUGCACCGACGUCUGCUUCUCCCACCCUGAUCGACAAGGAACUUGAUCAGUCUGAGUCUGAGGGAGAUACGCUACUGGAGUCGUCAUCUGCAGGUGAUUCAGACAUUGAGGCUGAUGAGCCUUCGCCUGAACAGCCAGAUAUCCCACGAGACGGGUUACGGAGGCGCAGACUACAGAUUCGUGGCUACAACGUCGAUACCGACGAGGAUGCUGCUUCUGGGUCAGAGGCAUGCUCACCGUACGCAGUGACGCCUGGGGACGAGUACUUUCCACCGAAUAUCGACACAUGGGAUCCUACGGGCACUUCUGCAGCGGACGGAAGCACCGAGUCUCUGCAUAGGGCGCGAGCGCAGGUGCCUUCCGACAUCCCGCUGCACAAUGGCCAGCACCCCACAGCACCUACGCGUCUCUCGUGGCGCACGAGGAUGUCAUUUCUGCGCCAGAGGAUAUCAUGGCUGGGCAAUGGCAUCUCGUGGUGUGGUGCCAGUGUCUCGAACUUGGGCGAGAUGGCACUGAAUCAAGUGACGCCGUAUGCGGAACUUUACGAGGCACAGCAGGCGGAUGGCCACGAUGUCUAUGACAAAGUGCAUACGCGCCUCCUGAAGGAAUGGUACGCCGUUGCCGCUACGCUUGUCGCGCUAGGCGGUAUAGAUGCGGCCACAUUCGGUCUAGCACCCGAUUCCAUCUUCCCUGUGGACGGGCUUGCGCGCCAUGUCGUCGCGCUCGGCGCUAUCACUGCGGGCCUCGGUCUCUUCCACGACUGUGUACUGCUGUUCUCGUACAGCAACAUCAACGGGGAGCGCUUCCGCGAUGUCAACGGCAGCUAUGUCACAUUCUCCCUCCACUGCCGCAUUCCAUUCGUCUGCAUGCUCAUUUCUACGAUGAGCCUGACGGUCUUCCUCCUCAGCGUCGCUUGGUCCGAGUGGCCCGAUGCGGUCCUCGCGAUGUCGUUCCUCUCUGGUGUGUUGUUCUCGAUGCAGUACUUGGUAUAUGGGUGUUCUCGGGUCCCUACUUUGUUGCGUGGCAGGCGACGGGCUGUGCCCGAUGCUGCUUCGUAGAUGAAGGUACAUGCUGCCCGUAUUUAGUAGAGAAGGGUAUGUAGCUCG